UCUACCCCCAGUAACUUCAGAAGUUCUCUGGCAGAUGCUUUAGGAGCAAAGCAGACAGCUAGUGGCCAGAAUCCGAUUUCAAUUUGUCAUUUUUCCCUUUGGUGCCAGUUUCACUACCAAUGUUCUUUUGACAGCCAGCUUUUGAGAACUGAUAUCUGAAAAUUUGCACAUAGAUGGGUGAUCCUCAACUCUUCAGAGAAUCAAAUUCUUCCUUCCACCUCAGAAAAGCAUUUCUGUUGGAAACAUCUCUGUGAGCCUUGCUUGAGACUCUCUUGUUUUUCACUUCCAAGCAUGGGUGUGAAGAACUUUGAAGCUUGGGACUAUGUUGUGUUUGCAGGCCUCUUCGUCAUUUCCUCUGGAAUUGGUGUGUUCUUUGCCAUAAAGGAGAGAAAAAAGACAACAUCUGGGGAAUUCUUAGUAGGAGGAAGGCAAAUGAGCUUUGGCCCUGUAGCUUUGUCUCUGACAGCCAGCUUCAUGUCAGCUGUCACUGUCCUGGGGACUCCUGCUGAAGUCUACCGCUUUGGGGCAUCCUUCUUCAUUUUCCUCAUCUCAUAUGCAUUUGUGGUCCUUUUCACAUCUGAGCUCUUUCUUCCUGUGUUCUACAGAUCUGGCAUCACAAGCACUUAUGAGUACUUACAGCUACGAUUCAACAAACCAGUUCGCUAUGCAGCAACCGUUAUCUACAUUGUGCAGACGAUUCUCUACACAGGAGUCGUGGUAUACGCCCCUGCUCUGGCUCUCAACCAAGUGACCGGUUUUAAUCUAUGGGCCUCUGUGUUUGCAACAGGAAUCGUUUGCACAUUCUACUGUAGCUUGGGAGGUUUGAAAGCAGUGGUGUGGACAGAUGCAUUUCAGAUGGUUGUCAUGAUUGUGGGCUUUUUAACAGUCCUCAUUCAAGGAUCAAAUCAUGUUGGUGGCUUCAACAAUGUAUUAGAACAUGCACGAAAUGGAUCCCGGCUACACAUUAUUGACUUUGAUGUAGAUCCUCUCAGACGGCACACCUUUUGGACAAUUGCAGUAGGAGGAACUUUUACUUGGCUUGGAAUCUAUGGAGUGAACCAAUCAACCAUCCAGAGAUGCAUCUCUUGCAAAACAGAAAAGCAUGCUAAGCUUGCUUUGUACUUCAACUUGUUGGGUCUCUGGAUAAUUGCAAUAUGUGCCAUCUUCUGUGGCUUGAUCAUGUACUCCUACUACAGGGAUUGUGAUCCCUGGACUUCUAAUGCUAUUUCAGCACCAGACCAGCUGAUGCCAUAUUUUGUCAUGGAGAUUUUUGCAACUAUGCCAGGUCUGCCAGGACUUUUUAUGGCUUGUGCCUUUAGUGGGACUCUAAGCACAGUGGCUGCCAGCAUCAAUGCCUUAGCAACAGUGACCUUUGAAGAUUUUGUCAAGACCUGUUUUCCACAUCUCUCCGACUCUCUGAGUACCUGGAUCAGUAAAGGCUUAUGUCUCCUUUUCGGUAUUAUGUGUACCACCAUGGCUGUGGUUGCAUCCUUCAUGGGGAGUGUUGUACAGGCUGCCCUUAGCAUCCUUGGCAUGUGUGGGGGACCAAUGCUAGGUUUGUUCACUUUGGGACUCGUGUUUCCUUUUGUAAACUGGAAGGGUGCUCUAGGAGGUCUCCUUACUGGGAUCACAUUGUCAUUCUGGGUGGCCAUCGGAGCUUUCAUUUACCCAGCACCAGACUCUAAGACAUUACCUUUACCUCUAUCAACAGAGCAUUGUGUCGAACUAAAUAAAACAACCACAGUAGCCUUACAGCUUUCCAGCAGACCUGUCCUAGCUGACACUUGGUACUCACUCUCCUACCUUUACUACAGUGCUGUGGGCUGCCUGGGAUGUAUAGGUGCUGGAAUAAUUAUCAGCUUCCUGACAGGCAAGCAAAGUGGCAAAGAUAUUGACCCACUUUUAAUAAGGCCAGUUUGCAAUUUAUUUUGCUUUUGGUCCAAGAAAUACAAAACUCUGUGCUGGUGUGGAGUUCAGCAUGACCGGGACACAGAGCAGGAUUACUUUGACAGUGGCAGUGCCUGGAAACAAGGGGUUGAAUCUGGCCUACAGAAUGGACUCAAGCAAGACACCCUGGCUCAGAUCCCAGGCUACCAUGCCAAAGACAAAAGCUACAGCAACAGUGGGCAGGAGAAGACCACUUAUUUCUAGGACAAUACAUGCAACUGAUAAUAUGCUUACACACAUGCAUGCAUGUACUUCAUGUCAUUUCUUGCUGUAGCCUUGUGUACAGAUUCUUGUCAGAAAAGAAGGAUGUCCAAUACCUAUUUAUACUUAUUUAUAGAAAUAUGUGACUCAGGAUGCUCUUUGGCAAGACCCAAAAUCAGAUGAGAAAAAUCAGCUGAAACCAGAAGUGCUUAGUGCCACAAGACUGAACAGGACUGAGUUUGAUUAUGAUGAAAGGAGUUAAAGUUUCUUUGAUUCUUGUCAGAUUAAAACCCUAGGUUUAUUGUUUGCUUGCAGGCUUUUGUUUUGUUUUGGUGCUGAGAAUUAAGCACAGGUCCUUGUUCUUACAAAAUUUCUGCCUGACCACUUACCCUAGUCUACAUUUUGACAUUUUAAUCAUCAAAAUAUCUUGGAUGAGAUAGAGAACAAACAUAAAGGGGAAUGUGCACAUUUAAUGCUGCUCUGACAAGGCUGAUAAAAUACGAAUGACAUCAUAUCCAACUCAUGUCUCACAUGUAUGUAGAUAUGUAGUCAUAACCAUGCCUACCUUGUGGCCACAGCUAGAACACUUUACUUAGUAUCCUCACACCGCCUCUGUUAUGCAAUCCAUUAGUCAUUUCUGCUGUUGGAGCUAUUAUGACCAAACUUUAAGGGUAAUUGUACUAAGUACAAGGGGAGAAAAAUUAGUCUUCACUGCAGGAGCAAUCACAUAUAAAUAGACUAUUCACUUUGUGUUGUUGAAGCAGUGUUUCUUUUUCAUUUCUUUCAUUUAAAAUUGAUAAAUUUGGAGCUAGAAAGAUGGCUUAGCAGUUAAAAGAACUUGUUGCUCUUCCCGAGAACCUGUGUUCAUUUCCCAGCACCUAAGUUGAGUAGCUUACAGCUGCCAAUAAUUGUAGCUCUCAAGGGAAUCUGAUAUCUUUUAUGACUUCCAUUGGCAUUCAUAUUCAUGUGCAUAUACCCACACAUGGACACAUACACCUACACAUAAUAAAUAAUUAAAACAGUUUAAGUGGAAAAAACUCUAUGCUUAUCCAGAAGUCUAAUCUACAGAACUGAAUGAAGGGAAAAUCAUGCUUUCUUGAAAGCUGUGAGGUUGGACAGUGCAUUUUCAAUGAACCCUGUACAGAACAUACUAUCUACAGCAAAGCUCAUUACCCACAGUGUCUUAUAAAUUAUCCAAAGAACUCAUCCAGGUCACAUGUGCAAUCUUAAGUCACUCCAUCAGAUGCAAGCACUAUAUUAGUUUCAGUCUGGAGAAUAACUUCAAAGUUCUAGAGUGGACCUCAUCCAAACUGAACAAAUAUGCCUUUAUGUAGAAGCAGAAGGGAAUAUGAAAAAA
Molecule: messenger RNA, 3505 nt
Organism: Arvicanthis niloticus (Nile rat)
Lineage: Eukaryota; Metazoa; Chordata; Mammalia; Rodentia; Muridae
Gene: Slc5a12
Product: solute carrier family 5 member 12
Biological process (GO): transmembrane transport; sodium ion transport
Cellular component (GO): extracellular exosome; membrane
Molecular function (GO): symporter activity; lactate transmembrane transporter activity
Source: RefSeq, a predicted model, not a curated record